AUGUUGAAAUUGUGUAAGGUUCUGUUGGAAGAAUUGUGUUUGUGGCCCUUGGCAACGUCACCAUCAAUGAAUAAACGAUCAAUUUUCCGCUAUGCUGUGAAUUUGUCCAUCGAAACGACAGUAUUGACCACUACAUUAAUAUAUGUGCUUCAAAAUCUACAAAAUAUUGAUGAAGCGACUGAACCAGGAUUUGCCUGUUUUGCUUAUGCAACUUCAAUGUUCAUUUACGUCUGGAUGAUUUCAAAAAAACACUUGAUCAGUUCAUCGAUUGACCACUUGGAAUGCUGCGUAAAUGAAAGGACAAAGUUCAACGCAGAUGUGAGUGAAUCGAAUGAAAGAACCGAGACAGAAGCCAUUUAUGAACAAGCCGAACAACAAUACACCAAACUGUCACGUCGAUAUAUCCUCAGUUGGUCGGUCAUUGUCUGUUUGUACGCUUUUAUUUUGACGAUAAUUCCAGUGAGUGAUAUGUGGCAUGGUCAAACGGAUGCCAGCAAUUGGCCAACUCUCUUCAAAUCAGUAUAUCCACUUGACUCACGCAAAAUGUCCACCUUUUCCAUUCACUACACGCUGGAUUUUAUGGCAGUGUUUGUUCAUGUUUCAAUUUAUGCAGCAUCAAGUACGUUUCACAUGGCCACCGCUCAGUAUGUUUCAGCCAUGAUUCUGGACACGACAUCAAUUUUGCAACGAUGUGACAUCAACACAACGACCAAUGAUUUAAAAUUAGCGUCUGUUCAGGAUGUAACCAUCAACAAUACCUUGAACAAAGCGGUCGAUCUGCAUGCGAAUGUUCUGGCUUUAACAAAGGUAUUGCUCAAAAUCAUGUCAGGCGUUCUGUUUAUAAUAAUAAUAAACAGCAUCAUUUUCUGUGCGCUUUGUCUUUUUCAAAUGGAAACGAAAACCAAGGCUGGAGCUUUUGAGGUUUAUGUGAGCUUAAAUUCGGUAACACUUCAAGGUGCGUUGAUUUGGUUCUUCUGCUAUCACAGUGCACUGGUUGCGAUGCGAAUGGGUGAAGUGUCGAACGUUGCAUACGCAUUGCCUUGGUAUCACUUUUCCAUCACUUCACAAAAGGGUGUUAUGAUGAUGUUGCGUCAGUCAAACAAACAUUUUGCCUAUCGUGGCUUUGGUAUUCUUCAGUGUGAUUUGCAGACACUUAAAAUGAUGAUCAAUUCAGUUGUUUCUUAUUAUUUGCUAUUGAAGAAGAUGUAAGACCAAAAAAAAAAACACUUCAAAUAAUGAAAUUGAUUAAUUUGAAUGAUUAGUGAUUAAAAGUGAUUCAAUGUCGGAAGAGAAUACUUACCAUUGAAGAUUAUUGUAAU
This is a messenger RNA of Sitodiplosis mosellana (orange wheat blossom midge), 1319 nucleotides long. RefSeq lists its product as uncharacterized. Gene Ontology annotation, molecular function: olfactory receptor activity; odorant binding. Bases 1 to 1209 code for a protein of 402 amino acids. The transcript is spliced from 6 exons. Gene Ontology annotation, biological process: detection of chemical stimulus involved in sensory perception of smell; sensory perception of smell. The record is from RefSeq and is a predicted model, not a curated record. Gene Ontology annotation, cellular component: plasma membrane. Lineage: Eukaryota; Metazoa; Arthropoda; Insecta; Diptera; Cecidomyiidae.